Suricata suricatta (meerkat) is the source of this 7623-nucleotide messenger RNA. It is a transcript of the gene ZMYM4, whose product is annotated as zinc finger MYM-type containing 4. The record is from RefSeq and is a predicted model, not a curated record. Gene Ontology annotation, molecular function: zinc ion binding. NCBI's taxonomy places the organism in Eukaryota, Metazoa, Chordata, Mammalia, Carnivora, Herpestidae. The transcript is spliced from 33 exons. Bases 563 to 5200 code for a protein of 1545 amino acids.
GGCUGGUUUGGUGAUCCCUUUAAGAAACCGCAGGCGGAGGAAUUUCUCUGAGAGAAAAUAAUCCUACUCACGGGGCCCCUUGGAGGCCAUUAACCCCCCGAGUCCCGGCCCCCCCUUUCCCGGGCAGGCCCUACCGCCCACGCGCGCACCCGUGGGAUCUCAGGCUCUCAGACCCGGCGCGCGGCAUCCGCCCCCUCCCCACUCUCAGCGGCAGGCCCGGUCGGGUCCGGGGAAGCUGCCGCGAGGCGGCCGUGCCUGCAGUGUGGGCGGGGGCCGGGGGCCCGAGAGGUUCCGCCGCCACCGCGCCGGGAGCCGCAGCGGUUCCGAGCGGGGCCCAACAUGGCGGAGAGAGAGGUGGAGUCCGGCCCCCGAAAGAGGUUACUCACAGUCAACCGCGGUCCUUCCAGAAGUAGAUGAUCCUCCUCCUGUUGUAUUGUCGGAAGGAACAUCGUGAUCAAUUAGCCACUGCCAAAGAUCCCUGCGGGCCAAAGCAUUCUGAUUACCGUUUGAGCAGAAAACUGGUGCAGUUUUUGAUGAAAUUGUAGAGAACUGUGGUGGUAUCAUGGAUACAGAAAUGUCUGAAGAUAUAGACCACAACUUAACUCCUACCCUUGACAGCAUGUCUUAUGGAAUGCCGAAUCAAACAGGAUCUGAAAAUUCAUUGCUGGAUGAAGAUGAUUAUUUUUUGAACUCUGGGGAUCUUGCAGGAAUUCCAGUCGUUGGUAGUGACAAUGAGGAUGAACAGGAUUUUAGUUCAAAGGACAAUCUUGUUUCUUCAAUUCAUACUGAUGAUAGCUUGGAAGUAGAGAGAAGAGUCACACAGCAUGAAUCAGACAAUGAAAAUGAAAUACAGAUUCAAAAUAAAGUAAAAAAAGACUUUCCUAAGCAGUUUGAUCAGGUUUCUGUCUUUAAAUCAAUACGGAAAGAUUUUAGUCUAGUAAGAGAAAGCAGCAAAGAGACAUUUUCUGGAAAGGAGAAAAAUAGAGACCUAACUUAUGAACGUGAAAAACGGUUGGAUAAACCCCAUAAAGAGUUGGAUUCAAGGUUGAAAAGCAGUUUUUUUGAUAAAGCAGCUAAUCAAGUUGAAGAAACAUUACAUACCCAUUUACCACAAACCCCAGAAACAAACUUUAGGGAUUCCAGCUAUCCAUUUGCCAAUAAAGAAUCCAUUGGUUCGGAACUGGGGAAUUCCUUUGCAUCAAAUAUUAGAAUUAAAGAAGAACCUUUGGAUGAUGAGUAUGACAAAGCAAUGGCACCACAGCAGGGACUACUAGACAAAAUUAAAGAUGAACCUGACAAUGCUCAAUACAUAUUAAAGAAAUUAGAAGAAAUAAUGGAAAAGGGGAGACAAAAUUGUCAUCGUUUGCUGGAGUAUAGUCAUGGCCAACAGCAAAAAACUCAAGAAGGGGAACUGAAAAUUAGUGCUGUGUUUUCAGUCAGUGGCAGUCCUCUUGCUCCACAGUUGACUACUGGCUUUCAGCCUUCACUGGCGUCAUCUGGCAUGAAUAAAAUGCUUCCUUCAGUUCCAGCCACAGCUGUUCGAGUUUCCUGUUCUGGUUGUAAAAAAAUCCUCCAGAAGGGGCAGACUGCUUAUCAGAGGAAGGGGUCGACUCAGCUCUUCUGUUCCACCUUGUGCCUCACAGGAUAUACAGUUCCCCCUGCCCGCCCACCACCUCCUCCCACCAAGAAAACUUGUUCAAGUUGCUCAAAGGACAUUUUAAAUCCCAAGGAUGUAAUCAGUGCCCAGUUUGAAAAUACCACAGCUAGUAAAGAUUUUUGCAGUCAGUCAUGUCUGUCAACAUACGAACUGAAAAGGAAACCUGUUGUCACCAUAAACACGAAUAGCAUUUCAACCAAAUGCAGCAUGUGUCAGAAGAAUGCUGUUAUUCGACAUGAAGUUAAUUACCAGAAUGUGGUACAUAAACUUUGCAGUGACGCCUGCUUCUCUAAGUUUCGCUCUGCCAACAACCUCACCAUGAACUGCUGUGAAAACUGUGGUGGCUACUGCUAUACUAGCUCUGGACAGUGCCAUGUGCUCCAGAUAGAGGGCCAGUCUAAGAAGUUCUGUAGUUCAGCGUGUGUCACCGCGUAUAAGCAGAAAUCAGCCAAAAUUACACCAUGUGCGCUUUGCAAAUCAUUGAGAUCCUCAGCAGAAAUGAUUGAAAAUACCAAUAGCUUGGGAAAGACAGAGCUUUUCUGUUCUGUUAAUUGCUUAUCUGCUUACAGAGUUAAAAUGGUUACAUCUGCAGGUGUACAAGUUCAGUGUAACAGUUGUAAAACCUCAGCAAUCCCCCAGUAUCACCUAGCCAUGUCAGAUGGAAGUAUACGCAACUUCUGCAGCUACAGUUGUGUGGUGGCUUUCCAGAAUUUGUUCAACAAACCAACAGGAAUGAAUUCUUCAGUAGUGCCCUUGUCUCAGGGCCAAGUGAUUGUAAGCAUCCCCACAGGUUCAGCAGUGGCAGCCGGCGGGAGUAACACCUCCGCUGUCUCCCCCACCUCCAUCAGUAGCUCUGCUGCAGCUGGCCUCCAGCGUCUUGCUGCCCAGUCCCAGCACGUUGGGUUUGCGCGAAGUGUUGUGAAACUCAAGUGUCAGCACUGUAACCGUCUUUUUGCCACAAAACCAGAACUUCUUGACUAUAAGGGUAAAAUGUUUCAGUUCUGUGGCAAGAAUUGUUCUGAUGAAUAUAAGAAAAUAAAUAAUGUAAUGGCAAUGUGUGAAUAUUGUAAAAUUGAGAAAAUAGUAAAGGAGACUGUACGAUUCUCAGGUGCUGACAAGUCAUUCUGUAGUGAAGGUUGCAAAUUGCUUUAUAAACACGACUUGGCGAAACGCUGGGGAAAUCACUGUAAAAUGUGCAGUUAUUGUUUACAGACAUCUCCCAAAUUGGUACAGAAUAAUUUGGGGGGGAAAGUAGAAGAGUUCUGUUGUGAAGAAUGCAUGUCAAAAUAUACAGUUCUAUUCUAUCAGAUGGCCAAAUGUGAUGGUUGUAAGCGACAGGGUAAACUCAGUGAGUCCUUGAAAUGGCGAGGAGAAAUGAAACAUUUCUGUAACCUGCUUUGUAUCUUGAUGUUCUGUAAUCAGCAAAGUAUGUGUGACCCACCUUCACAAAACAAUGCAGCAAGUCUUUCCAUGGUGCCAGCUGCUUCAGCAGGGCCCCCAUCCCUAAGGAAAGAUUCUACUCCGGUUAUAGCUAAUGUGGUUUCAUUAGCCAGUGCUCCUGCUGCUCAGCCCACAGUGAAUUCUAACAGUGUCUUACAAGGUGCAGUUCCAACAGUAACAGCGAAAAUCAUUGGGGAUGCAAGUACACAAACAGAUGCCCUGAAGCUGCCACCUUCCCAGCCCCCAAGACUUCUGAAGAAUAAAGCUUUAUUGUGUAAACCCAUCACACAGACUAAAGCCACCUCUUGCAAACCACAUACCCAAAACAAAGAAUGCCAGACAGAGGACACUCCGAGUCAGCCCCAGAUCAUUGUGGUGCCAGUUCCUGUACCAGUGUUUGUGCCCAUACCUCUUCACCUGUAUACUCAGUAUGCACCGGUCCCAUUUGGAAUUCCAGUUCCUAUGCCUGUCCCUAUGCUUAUUCCAUCGUCAAUGGAUAAUGAAGAUAAAGUCACCGAAAGUAUUGAAGACAUUAAGGAGAAGCUUCCUUCACAUCCGUUUGAAGCUGAUCUCCUUGAGAUGGCAGAAAUGAUUGCAGAAGAUGAAGAGAAGGAGAAGACCCUGUCCCAGGGAGGAUCCCAAACUUCUGAACAAGAGCUCUUUUUAGACACCAAGAUUUUUGAAAAAGACCAAGGAAGUACAUACAGUGGUGAUCUUGAAUCAGAGGCAGUAUCUACGCCACAUAGCUGGGAGGAAGAGUUGAAUCAUUAUGCCUUAAAGUCAAAUGCUGUGCAGGAGGCUGAUUCAGAAUUGAAGCAGUUCUCCAAAGGGGAAACUGAGCAGGAUCUGGAAGCAGAUUUUCCAUCAGAAUCCUUUGACCCACUGAAUAAAGGACAGGGAAUCCAGGCACGUUCCCGAACAAGACGACGGCACAGAGAUGGAUUCCCUCAGCCCAGACGAAGAGGACGGAAGAAGUCUAUAGUGGCUGUGGAGCCCAGAAGUCUUAUUCAAGGAGCCUUUCAGGGGUGCUCAGUGUCUGGGAUGACACUGAAAUACAUGUACGGGGUAAAUGCCUGGAAGAACUGGGUUCAGUGGAAAAAUGCCAAGGAAGAGCAGGGUGAUCUGAAAUGUGGCGGUGUUGAACAUGCUGCAUCUAGCCCAUGUUCUGAUCCUUUAGGAAGUGCUCAGGACCAUGCACUCUCUCAAGAGUCCUCAGAGCCAGGCUGUAGAGAUGUUUUCUACCUUUCCAUAGUCCGUUCUAUCAAGCUGAAGGAAGAUAUUCUGUCCUGCACUUUUGCUGAGUUGAGUUUGGGUUUAUGCCAGUUUAUCCAAGAGGUGCGGAGACCAAAUGGUGAAAAAUAUGAUCCAGACAGUAUCUUAUACUUGUGCCUUGGAAUUCAGCAGUACCUGUUUGAAAAUGGUAGAAUAGAUAACAUUUUUACUGAGCCCUAUUCCAGAUUUAUGAUUGAACUUACCAAACUCUUGAAAAUAUGGGAACCUACAAUACUUCCUAAUGGUUACAUGUUCUCUCGCAUUGAAGAAGAGCAUUUGUGGGAAUGCAAACAGCUGGGCGCUUACUCACCAAUUGUUCUCUUGAACACCCUCCUUUUCUUCAAUACCAAAUACUUUCAACUCAAGAAUGUUACUGAGCACUUGAAGCUUUCCUUUGCCCAUGUGAUGAGACGGACCAGGACUCUGAAGUACAGCACCAAGAUGACCUAUCUGAGGUUCUUCCCACCUUUACAAAAGCAGGAGUCAGAACCAGAUAAAUUGGCUAUUGGCAAGAGGAAACGAAAUGAAGAUGAUGAGGCCCCAGUGGGCGUGGAGAUGGCAGAGAAUACCGACAACCCACUAAGAUGCCCAGUCCGACUUUAUGAGUUUUACCUGUCAAAGUGUUCUGAAAGUGUGAAGCAGAGGAAUGAUGUGUUUUACCUGCAACCUGAGCGCUCCUGUGUUCCGAACAGCCCCAUGUGGUACUCCACAUUCCCAAUAGACCCUGGGACCCUGGACACCAUGUUAACACGUAUUCUCAUGGUGAGGGAGGUACACGAAGAACUUGCCAAAGCCAAAUCAGAAGACUCUGAUGUUGAGUUAUCAGAUUAAAACGGACGUGGGGUUCCUAUUUUCAUACACGUGGGUAUGCACCAAACUGUGAAUGCAUCCAGCUUUGGAAAACGAUGUACAAGUCCAAGUCCUCUUGACUUGAUUAUAAGAUAAUGGAAAACAGAUGACUCGUGAACCACAGUGUGGAUGUACAAAUGAAAAUUGAAGGAAAGAAUACGAACCAAGAAAUGUUGUUCUUUGGCAGUGAUAUAGUUCUUAGACAUCUUCAGAAUGACUAACCAAUUUCUCUGAGUGGUGCAUAAUCUUAUUUUGUUUGGGAAUAACAAAUUGUGGAAUAUUUUUAAGGAAAACUGUUGUAUAAAACUCUACCAUAGUAACCUUAGACCUUAGAGAGGUAGCUUUGGAGUAAGACCUUGGCUGCAGUAGGCUACUUGGGCAAGCCCUAUGUGCACGUCAGGGAAGAAGUCAGUGCAGAGCUAAGAGUGACAUCCGAUGAGGACCAUGGGACCCAGACUUGAAGACCCCAUAAAAAUACUCAACUUUUUUUUUUUUUUUAAAGGUAGAGAGUAAAGUGGUCUUGAUUUUGAUUUUCACUGCCAAGCCAAUUCUGUGAAGGAUAGAAGCCUUUGGUGCUUUUGCCAUGGGCCCCUCACAUCAGGGAAAAAGGCCUUCACUGCUGUUCACACAGUAAUGUGUCCCUUUCACUCUCUGGGUCUAGCCUUCUCAGCUGUGGGUCUGUCUGUGGGUAAAUUGAGGUAAAGGGGCUGAUACUCCACAAACUGAUUAUGCACACAGGAAAUCUGUGGAGCCCAUUAGACCCCAAGUGUCUUGAAAUGUUUGUAGAAAACCCACUAAAAUGCCCACUUCUCUGGGUGUCAGCCUUUAUUGCUGCUGUCUCAUAGCAUGAGCUGUGGUACACAGAAAUGGGGGUUCUCCUUUUGUUUUCAGUUUAUACCCAAAGGGCGGCUUUUCUCCCAUUGUUCUAUCUUCCUAUUUCCCAAAUCCUCUCAUUUGUCUUUUGCACCAGUUUCUGGAAGCCCUUGUCAUUUCAAAAAGAAAAGUCUCUCUCUCUCUGGCAAACCUGUGGGUGAUUCCACAAAGACACAGUAUUACUUAGCUAUCAGAAUUAUGGUAGAAGAGGUCCCAGUAUGUUCCUGUAAAGCAUUUGGAAGAUGACCUUGUUGCCCUAAGAAACUUGAAAAUAGGGAUUCUGGGGUCAGGAUACAAAGACAUGGACUGUCUUGCAUAUCCAUAGCAGGUCUUCUAGCAUUAUUCCAAACUCUAGCUGUCUUACUAGUUCUGUGAGGACUACAAGUCAUAGGUGUGCUUUCCCUCACCUCCAUUCACAGUUUCUUCCCCCCUAAAAUUUUGACUCAAAGCUUUUAUGAUGUUGGCCAAUCACAGAACUUCUUUAGCUGAGGUUAAAUUGACCCUAUAGUAGAAAUGAGAGGAAUCCAAAAUGGCUCUUAGAAAUUUUAACAUUGGAAAACUUUUCAAUAUGUCCCAUUUUUUUAGACGGGGGUGGCAGGUGUUUUGGUUUUUUAAAAAAUAAAUGGAAGUCAUUUAAGUACAAUAAAAAUUUUAAAGUAGGCCUUUUGACGUUGUGUACUUGAUGGUUCUGUCCCUCUGCCUGUAACAAAUUUCAUUUUCAUUACCAGGAACUGUGUGCAAGAAGUAAAUCUGCCCCAAUUCUGUAUGAUUAGUUCCAUCUGUGUUUGUCAUUUCUGACUGGAAAACUUCUUACUUCCAGAUCUUGUUUGAUAUGGAGGAAAAACAACUGGAUUGUCUGAUAAGUCUGCCAAUAAACUAUCCAGAAACAUCAGGUGUAAUAGCCCCCACUAUCCAAAUUUUAUGGUUUGUAUAAACACUAACAUUUCCCCUUCUGUAGUUGUAUCAAGAAGAAAUAUUGUUGGCAUAGUAGAUAUAUUGUUAUAAAACACCAGAGAGAAAAAAGAAAUCUGUAUCUUUUAUCUGAGAACAGCCAAUACCCAGGUAAAUGACUCUAUUAGGACUUCAAUUGCAUGUUAGUCCGCAGAGUUGUCCAGACCCUAAAUUCGUAAAAGAAAAUUUUGAUUAACUAUUGGUCAUUCUUCAUAAGCGUAGCUGUUGAUAUGUGUGUCAGACUAUUUGCUUUUUAAAAUUUUAUUAAAAUUAUGUAAAACUGCAUUUUUAUUUCCAGGGGAGAAAACAACAUCAAACAAACGAGAGAAACAUCUAAAUUAUCCUUUCAGUUCUUUUUUGUUUUUUAACCACUUUGGGUUUUCCCCUUGCAGAAACCACAGAACUAUUCCCUUAGAAUAAAAUAGUAUAUUUGUAUUUGAUGGGUGAGUUAUUCCUUUUCUUUGUCUUGAACGAAUUUUAAAUAUUUUUUUUUCUGUUUAGCCUUAUUGGUAUGAGCCAACUGAUGGUAUAUUACAAAGAAAGAGCAGAUUUUAGGAAAUAAAUUAUUUGGUGUUUAUUUA